Molecule: messenger RNA, 571 nt
Organism: Pseudomyrmex gracilis
Lineage: Eukaryota; Metazoa; Arthropoda; Insecta; Hymenoptera; Formicidae
Gene: l(2)37Cg
Product: probable DNA-directed RNA polymerases I and III subunit RPAC2
Exons: 3
Coding region: 96-419 (107 amino acids)
Biological process (GO): DNA-templated transcription
Cellular component (GO): RNA polymerase III complex; RNA polymerase I complex
Molecular function (GO): protein dimerization activity; DNA-directed RNA polymerase activity; DNA binding
Source: RefSeq, a predicted model, not a curated record
CGCGGCAAGUGCACGUGCGUGAGAAAAUUCACGUACGUUGAACGUUUCAGUGAGAAGCACCCGGACGAGGGUUAAGGUUGUAGCGGUAAACAACAAUGGAAAAUCGUCUGUGGAGGUUAGAAGGACCAAGAGGAGGCACAUACGGAACUUUUGUUCUCCUUGAUGAGGGACAUACCUUAGGAAAUGCGCUCACUUCUGUGAUAGGUGAUUAUCCUGGUGUAAAAUUGUGUGGUUACACCAUACCUCAUCCGGCAGAAAACAAAAUACACCUUAACAUUCAAACGGACAGUGAAGAUGUGAUUGAGGUGCUGAGACGUGGUUUUCAAGAUCUGGAGAAAAUGUGCGAUCACACAAUUGAGACAUUUGACAAGGCUUACAAAAAAAAUAAAUCUGAAGAUGCGUCCAUGGAUACCACCUGAUACAAUCUAAUAGCCACUGGACACAGUUUUCAAUUAUUUCGCUGUACACGUGAACAAUUUUAUUGCUAGAAUUUUUAUAUGUUUUUAUAUUUAAAACACACACACACAAUAUGUUUACUUACACGUGUAUAUGUAUAUAGAUACAUGGUAGA